CCUCGCGAGUUUCCGUCGUCUACAUCAUGACGUCAGCAUAAAAACAAACUUGCUAGCUCCUGUCAGCUCUGUCGUAACAGCUCAAUGGGAAAAGCAAAUAAAUUAAGAAUUGAAAUCGAAAGAUACUGGCACAUCAACCGCCUGUAUGUGAAAUUAAUUUGAGCAGUUGGUGAGAAGACAAAGAACAGACGGCCUGGCCAUUCUUUCACCUGACCGCUAGCCAGCCGGAGAGACGGGGAACAGGAUAGGGAAGCAGCGCGGAGCAGGCGCCGCGGAGCCACCGGAGAAGAUGGCAGGCAGCCCGGAGAAGAGUUCCACGGCACAGGAGCUGAAGGAACAGGGCAACCGACUGUUCCUCUGCCGCAAGUACCAGGAGGCUGCCACCUGCUACAGCAAAGCCAUUAACCGUAACCCGUUGGUGGCAGUAUACUACACCAACCGGGCUCUGUGCCACUUGAAGCUGCAGCAGCACGACAAAGCCCUGGCGGACUGCAAGCACGCGCUGGAGAUGGACCCCCAGUCGGUCAAGGCCCACUUCUUCCUGGGCCAGUGUCACCUGGAGCUGGAGAACUAUGACGAGGCCAUCGGCAACCUGCAGAGAGCUUACAACCUGGCCAAGGAGCAACGGCUGAACUUUGGAGACGACAUCCCAAGUGCCCUGCGGCUCGCCAAAAAGAAACGUUGGAACAGCAUCGAGGAGAAGCGCAUCAACCAGGAGAACGAGCUGCUUGCCUAUCUCACCAAACUCAUCCUGGCUGAGAAGGAGAGGGAAGUGGCGGAUUGCCGGGAAAACAAAGAGUCGGACAAUCCGAGUGGCAGCGGCGUCGUCAAGAUCAAAUCAAAACAUGACAAGUUCCUUAUGGACAUGGAGGAGCUCUUUUCACAAGUGGACGAGAAGAGAAAAAAGCGGGAGAUCCCUGACUACCUGUGUGGAAAGAUCAGCUUUGAGUUGAUGAGGGAGCCCUGCAUCACCCCCAGUGGGAUCACCUACGACCGCAAGGACAUUGAGGAGCAUCUACAGCGAGUGGGUCAUUUUGACCCGGUCACCCGGAGUCCUCUGACUCACGACCAGCUGAUCCCCAACCUGGCCAUGAAGGAGGUCAUCGACGCCUUUAUCCAGGAGAACGGUUGGGUGGAGGACUAUUGAACCCCCAUAACCCGAACCCCCUAUGGCUCGUAGAUCCACACGCCCCAGAGCUGAGAGCCACACCAGAAGUGUCCAAGGAAAAAAAUAAGAAAAAAAGGAAGUGACAGAAUUCACAAACUCCCUCCUGGACAUGCACUUUACACAUAGGGGGGGUCACACUAUGGACUGCAAAAUGACAGCCAUAUCUCGAGGUGAUUCCUCUCUCUUUCUAAAUCGGUCUCCUCUCUCCUCCCCUUCUCUCUAAAUCUUUCUUUAUCGCUUCCCUUCCUCUGAUAGUCCUCUCUCCCUCAGAAUUGGGGGCCAUGUUUCUCAGGUCUCUCUCUCUCCCCCUCUAUCUCUCUGUGCCACAAUUCUCUCUGAACGCACUGCACGCUGGUCUCAAAACCCUCUAAUGUAAAGCUUCCAAUCGCUUCUCAAAUAUAACCAUUGGAACUAUCUACCUAAAUGAUGAAAAUAUUAGCCUUUUAUCUUACUCUUACUCCAGUAUUUUUGUUUAUUUCAAUUUAUUAUUUUUAAACAUAAUGGGUUAGUUGUACUGUAAUGACUUAUUUCCCACAAUUCAGUGUUGGUGGUCUUGGUCAAUUUGAUGCCAAAUUGUUAUUUUACUUUUCAAACAAUCUAGUGUGGAUUUUUUUUUAUGCAAGAUAAUGGCAAAUGUGAGAAAUGUAUUAUAGAAAAACUGACCAACCAAGUCGGUCUGCUUCAAGUCAUUGCCUGUGAUCUGGAGUUAUAACAAGAUCAUACAAACUAUAAUGUUCCAACUGAUGGUCAACGGUCCUCUAUUGCAUUAUAUCAGUCCCUCAUAGCGGGCAGUUAUACUAUGUUGAAUGUAUGCAUAUAGUGAGAGUGAAUAGAUUAAACCUAUUUUAUUUUACAAC
This is a messenger RNA of Oncorhynchus mykiss (rainbow trout), 2025 nucleotides long. RefSeq names its product E3 ubiquitin-protein ligase CHIP. NCBI's taxonomy places the organism in Eukaryota, Metazoa, Chordata, Actinopteri, Salmoniformes, Salmonidae. The record is from RefSeq and is a predicted model, not a curated record. Gene Ontology annotation, biological process: proteasome-mediated ubiquitin-dependent protein catabolic process; protein quality control for misfolded or incompletely synthesized proteins; positive regulation of proteolysis. Gene Ontology annotation, cellular component: cytoplasm; Z disc. Gene Ontology annotation, molecular function: ubiquitin protein ligase activity; protein-folding chaperone binding.